Messenger RNA from Phacochoerus africanus (Common warthog), 1117 nucleotides. It is a transcript of the gene TMPRSS12, whose product is annotated as transmembrane serine protease 12. The record is from RefSeq and is a predicted model, not a curated record. NCBI's taxonomy places the organism in Eukaryota, Metazoa, Chordata, Mammalia, Artiodactyla, Suidae. Bases 23 to 1117 code for a protein of 364 amino acids. Gene Ontology annotation, biological process: proteolysis; acrosome reaction. The transcript is spliced from 5 exons. Gene Ontology annotation, molecular function: serine-type endopeptidase activity.
CUUGCCCGCCGGAUGUUCCAAAAUGGGGCUGGGGCUGCCCGGCGCCCUGCUGCUGUUCCUGGGGAGCUCUCUCAUCUACUCAAAUCACGAUGCGCUCUCAGAAAGGAGUAGGCGUGGCUUCUCGUGGGAACAGACCCGUCAUCCCCGGUGGCCUGAGGCUGUGAGUAGGAGGCCCAGGCCGCAGAAGGUGCAGCAGGGCCAGGAAGAGGGAGAGUUGGACACAGAGGGCAGUAUCUGUUCCUUCUUCUCUCUGGACCAUUGUGGAUCAGCACCACUUGCAGAUACAUUCAAGGGGUCUCGGGUUGUAGGGGGCACAGAAGCCCGAAUUGGUGCAUGGCCAUGGAUAGUUAGCUUGCAGAUUCAGUCUGGCAGAUUUCUUAUUCAUGUCUGUGCCGGAAGCUUAGUGAAACAUAGAUGGGUCCUCACAGCUGCCCACUGCACUAAGGACAAUAGAGAUCCUGUAAAGUGGAGAGCUGUGAUUGGAACUAAUAACAUAGAUGGGAAGCAGCCACAGACCAAGAAUAUCCAGGUUAAAGCGAUCAUUAUCCAUCCAGACUUCGACACGGAAUCUUAUGUAAAUGAUAUUGCGCUUUUUCAUUUAAAAAAAGCAGUGAGGUAUAAUGAUUAUAUUCAGCCUAUUUGUCUACCUUUUGGUGUUUUCAAAAAACUGAACCGAAACACCAAGUGUUUUAUAAGUGGCUGGGGAAGAACAAAAGAAGAAGGUAAUAUUACAAAGGUCUUACAUGAAGCAGAAGUGCAUUAUAUUUCUCGAGAUUUUUGUAAUUCUGAGAAGAGUUAUGGGGAUAUAAUUCCGGACACUUCGUUUUGUGCAGGUGAUGAAGAUGGAGUUUUUGACACCUGCAGGGGUGAUAGUGGUGGACCACUAAUGUGCUACUUACCAGAACGCAGACGAUAUUAUGCAAUGGGAAUUACCAGUUACGGAUAUGGCUGUGGUCGAAAAAAUUUUCCUGGUGUCUAUAGUGGGCCAUCCUUCUACCAAGAGUGGCUGACCAAUUACCUCUACCAGGCAAGCAAUAAAGGCAUCUUCAACAUAAAUAUUCUACUUGGACAGGUCCUUGUAGCUUUAGGUUCUGUUGUCUUACUAGCAACUCCGUAA